Asparagus officinalis (garden asparagus) is the source of this 1176-nucleotide messenger RNA. RefSeq lists its product as uncharacterized. Gene Ontology annotation, molecular function: catalytic activity. The record is from RefSeq and is a predicted model, not a curated record. The coding region runs from base 1 to 1176 and encodes 391 amino acids. Lineage: Eukaryota; Viridiplantae; Streptophyta; Magnoliopsida; Asparagales; Asparagaceae. The transcript has a single exon.
AUGUUUGCUAAGAGGAUAGCAAAUGGCUGGAAGUGGUUAUCUAAUGUCAGAGGUUCUUCAAAAACUAGGAUUCUUAUUCUGUGGGAUCCAAGGAUUUUUGAUGUUCAGAUUGUUAAAAUCUCAGAUCAGCAAAUUACUUGUGCAAUAAAAUCAUUUGAUGGAAGGCUGGAUUGUGUCAUUUCAUCAGUGUAUGGGUUUAAUCAAAUGGAGGCCAGACAAGAGUUAUGGUUAGAAUUAAACCAAAUUCUGCAACUAAUUGGUAGUGUUCAUUGGCUUAUCUGUGGUGAUUUUAAUGCAAUGAUUAGUAAUGAUGAAAAGCUUGGUGGAGCAGUCCUUACUAACUCAGAUACUAGAGAUUUCAACAAUUUCAUUACAGAUUGCCACCUUAAUCACAUGAAAACUCUAGGUUGCUUUUAUACCUGGAAUAAUAAACAAAUGACAGAUACCAGAGUGUGGAGUAGACUUGACAGAGUUUUAGUGAAUGAUCAAUGGAUUAAUGUUUUUAAUUCAAGUCAUGCAGAAUUUUUGUUACCUUACUUUUCAGAUCAUUCUCGAGCUCUGAUUUCUAUCUAUGAGGAUUGUUUGCAAGGAAAAAAGUCCUUUAAAAUUUUCAAGAUGUGGACCAAACAUGCAGAUUCCCUACCUACUGUCUCUGAAAUCUGGAAAUAUGACAUUCAAGGAUGCACAAUGUACUCUGUAUGCACCAAACUCAAUAUGCUAAAGGGAGCUUUGAAGGUGUUAAACAAGAGACACUUUUACAAUAUUAGUGAGCAGGUACAAAGAGCAAAGUUUGUUUUGGAAGAUACUCAGAAGAAACUUCAAAACAACCCCCUAGACCCUAUGCUCAUCUGUCAAGAAAAAGAAAAUAUUUCUUCUUACAACAAAUUUAUGGACUGUGAAGUAUCAUUCUAUCAACAAAAAGCUAGAGUAGCUUGGAGUAUGCAUGGUGACAGGAGCACUAGUUAUUUUCAUGCUGUUGCUAAAAGGAACAGGCACAAAAAUAAUGUGAGAGUUCUCUACAUCAUCAAAUCUAGACCUUGCCUGUUAGAGUCUCAAAUCAAGAAAUUAUCAAAACCUGUCUCUAAAGAGGAAAUUAAAGUGGCAAUCUUCUCCAUGUCUAAUAAUAAAGCUCCAGGGCCAGAUGGAUAUAGUGUUUUAUUCUUCAAAACUGCAUGA